AAACAGCUAAGGAUGGAUGACGAAGAGUACGAGCGCUUCGAAAUAACGGACUAUGAUUUGGACAACGAGUUCAAUCCAAAUCGCGGUCGCCGGCGCCCGACAAAGAACCAGCAGAUUUACGGCAUUUGGGCGGACGAUGAUUCCGACAACGACGGCGGAGAGGGCACAUCCUCAGGCGGGCGACGCAAAGGACGCAUAGCCGGUAAGAAGCCAAAAGAUUACACCGCACCCAUCGGAUUUGUCGCCGGUGGCAUACAACAGUCGGGUAAGAAACCGGACCCACUUAAGGAACGAAAAAAGACCGAUGAUGACGACGACGAGGACGAUGAGGAGGCACCUGACCAAAGGGCUCGAUUUGGCUCCAAAAUUGCCAGCCACGAUAGUAACACCUCGUCGGAAUCGGAGGAUGGAAAACCGCCCGUUCAGGAUAUGCGUUCGAUGGCCGGAUUUCGAACGUUCAGCAACGCCUCCACGGCGGCAACGAAGAGCAAAAACAUCGGAAACUGGGAGCAACAUACACGCGGUAUCGGUGCUAAGCUGCUGUUGCAGAUGGGCUACCAACCGGGCAAGGGUUUGGGCAAAGAGCUGCAAGGUAUUGCAGCCCCAGUUGAGGCGCAAGUGCGCAAAGGCCGUGGCGCCAUUGGGGCGUACGGCCCGGAGAAGAAAACGGUCGUGGCGGACACGAAACAAAAACAGAAGCAGGACGAUCCCAAAGCUCUCACGACGGGCGCCAAACCCGAAGAGGGUCGGCAGUGGCGCAAAGAGGGAAAACAAGGCAACGCGCGCUAUUUUUACAAAUCGGUCGAGAACGUUAUCGAAAAGGGAAAGGUUUCGACAUACGCACCGUUCGACAAGAGCGCCUCUAAGUUGAGUCAGGUGACGGUGAUCGAUAUGACCGGACCGGAAAAACGUGUCCUCAGCGGGUAUCACGCGCUCGGCCAGGCAAAGAUACUCGACGAGGAGCUGUACGAAGCGGCAGUACCCGGUGGUAAACCUCCGACCAAGGACACAGUUCACUUUGCGCUGCCUGAGUUGAUGCACAACCUUAACCUGAUGGUGGAAUAUUGCGAGCAGGACAUCAUCGCAAUCGAUAAGCAAAAGUGCGAGGCCAAAGAUCGCGAGGAGCAGCUGCUGCACGAAAAGCAAAACCUCAUCCGCAUCAGCGAGCUGGAAAAGGAUUAUCUGCACACGCUCGAGGGGGCCCUCGAUUUGGUGCGAGCCCUUGUCGAUCCUGUCGGUGGGUCGAUCGAGCUGGAAGAGUGCGAACGGAUUUUCAUCCGACUGUGUGCCGAUUAUCCUACCGAGUACAUGGAGUUCGGACUCUCGGAUCUGGCGGCGGGUGUCGUUGCUCCGCUCAUUGCCACCCGUCUGAAGGAAUGGAGCCCGUUCAGCGAACCCACGCGCCAUAUGGAUGUUUUCAAGCGCUGGAAAACAAUCCUGGAGGUUUCGGGUGGAGAUAAUAGUAACACCAGCAACAGCCUGCUUGAUCCGUACUCGGCUGUGGUGUGGUCGGGCGUUGUUCCGAGCAUACGAGCAGCGGCCAGUGGUUGGAAUCCGCGCAUACACCAACCAAUGAUUGCGCUUCUCGACGCGUGGUCCCCAUUGCUACCCAAUUGGAUACUGGACAACGUGCUGGAGCAGAUCAUACUGACUAAGCUGGCCGCUGCCGUCGCUGGAUGGGAUCCACUCACCGACACGGUUCCCAUCCACAGUUGGAUUCACCCGUGGGCUGACCUGCUCGGGCCGAAGAUGGAGGAAAGCGUGUAUCCUUCGAUCCGUGAGAAACUGGCCAAGGCGCUGAAGGCGUGGCAUCCUGAGGACCGGUCUGCUCGCGCCAUGCUAACACCGUGGAAGGGCGUCUUCGCCGAAGAAGACCUGCAGGUAUUCCUCACGAAAAACAUCAUACCGAAGCUGGAGCUGCGGCUCACCGAAGUGGUGAUUAAUCCGAUGCAGCAGGAUUUAGAAAUAUUCAACCAGGUGUGGGAAUGGAAUGAGCUUAUAUCCACGCUGCAGAUGGCAAACAUGCUCGACAAGUACUUCUUCCCGAAAUGGCUGCAGACGCUGGUCAUUUGGUUGAACCAAACGCCCAACUUUGACCAGGUGUCGCGAUGGUACCAGGGCUGGAAAGCUCAGUUCACGGACGACAUCGUACGGCAACCGAACGUGAAGGAGUGUUUCCGCAAAGCGCUCGAGCUGAUGCACCGUUCGAUCGGAAUGGGCGGUGGUGCAGGUAUCCGCUCCAACACCCCGCCUGUCGUAGAGCCCAUCCCACCGCCUCCGAAGCCUCCCCUACUACUGGACAUGUCGAUAGACGCUCAACCAACGCUCGAAUUCAAGGAGCUCGUGUCGCAGAAAUGUGCCGAACGGGGUAUCAUCUUCGCGCCGAUGCCCGGUCGACGGGAAAUGGGCAAACAGGUGUACCGCGUUGGAAAGCUGUUCUGUUACAUCGAUCGGUCCGUGUGCAUUGUAAGCCCGGAUGGUGGCGUCAGUUGGACACCGAUAUCUCUAUCGGUGCUAUUGGAGCGAGCGGUAAGCGGUUAG
Messenger RNA from Anopheles nili, 2541 nucleotides. It is a transcript of the gene sip1, whose product is annotated as septin-interacting protein 1. NCBI's taxonomy places the organism in Eukaryota, Metazoa, Arthropoda, Insecta, Diptera, Culicidae. The transcript has a single exon. The coding region runs from base 13 to 2541 and encodes 842 amino acids. The record is from RefSeq and is a predicted model, not a curated record. Gene Ontology annotation, molecular function: nucleic acid binding. Gene Ontology annotation, cellular component: U2-type post-mRNA release spliceosomal complex. Gene Ontology annotation, biological process: spliceosomal complex disassembly.